This is a messenger RNA of Camellia sinensis, 908 nucleotides long. The record is from RefSeq and is a predicted model, not a curated record. Lineage: Eukaryota; Viridiplantae; Streptophyta; Magnoliopsida; Ericales; Theaceae.
AAUGUGGAUGUGUGCCUAGAAUCUAUUCCUGAAAUGGGAUAUGAUGCCCUCUCAAGCACACCACGCGGAGAAAUAUGUAUAAGGGGCGAUACCUUGUUCUCAGGGUACCACAAACGUGAAGACCUCACCAAAGAGGUCCUGAUUGAUGGAUGGCUCCACACAGGGGAUGUUGGUGAGUGGCAGCCCAAUGGGAGCAUGAAAAUUAUUGACCGAAAGAAGAACAUUUUUAAGCUGUUACAAGGAGAAUAUGUUGCAGUUGAAAACUUGGAGAAUGUUUAUGGUUCUGUUACUGGUAUUGACUCGAUAUGGGUAUAUGGGAACAGCUUUGAGUCUUUCCUUGUUGCUGUUGUAAACCCAAAUAAGCAAGUACUUGAACGUUGGGCUGAAGAAAAUGGUGUACCUGGGGAUUUCAAUUCCCUCUGUGAAAAUCCCAAGGCAAAACAAAGCGUACUUGUAGAGCUCACACGGAUUGGAAAGGAAAAGAAGUUGAAAGGGUUUGAAUUUAUAAAAGCUGUUCAUCUUGACCCCGAGCCAUUUGACAUGGAGCGUGACCUUCUGACCCCAACAUUCAAGAAGAAGAGGCCUCAGUUGCUCAAAUACUACCAGAACAUUGUUGACAACAUGUACAAGGGUGCAAAGUAAGCAAACUGCCUGAAGAUGGUGUUUUCUAAAUUUUAACAGCCCUAAAAAAGGGUCUUCGUUCUUCGAUGCUAUUGCCAGUUUUGGCUUUUUGGCAUCCCACUCUCUGUAUAUAUUGUUGGUUACUUGUACAACCUUGAUGAUUAGUGCUAUACAAAUCAACAAAACUUGCAAACCGAUGUGGCACCAAUCAUGUUAAUUUAUUGGAUUCAAUUUCACUUUUCAUAGUUCUAUUAAUGCAUGCCAAAACCAAAUCUUGUUCAGUUCUA